Messenger RNA from Poecile atricapillus (Black-capped chickadee), 4476 nucleotides. It is a transcript of the gene ZMIZ2, whose product is annotated as zinc finger MIZ-type containing 2. The record is from RefSeq and is a predicted model, not a curated record. Lineage: Eukaryota; Metazoa; Chordata; Aves; Passeriformes; Paridae. The coding region runs from base 1454 to 3727 and encodes 757 amino acids. Gene Ontology annotation, molecular function: SUMO ligase activity; zinc ion binding. Gene Ontology annotation, biological process: protein sumoylation; regulation of transcription by RNA polymerase II. The transcript is spliced from 15 exons.
CCGCUGUGCUGGGGGUGGUGGGGGCGGUUGCCAUGGCAAUGGGGGGGGGGGCCCGGCCCCGGGGCCUGUCCUUGCGGUGCCGCUCGGGAAGGAGCGGAGGGGGCUGUCACCGCCGGCGAGGAGCGCCGGGGGCCGGUGGCUGCUCCCGGGAGCCGGGACAGGCCCGCCGCGGGUGUUCCCUUCUCCGUGUCUUUCCUCGCGGCGACCCCGUCUUCGCCGCCCUCCCGCGGCGCCGGGAGGAACCGAAAGCGCCGGUGACCCCGAGGGCCCCCGCUGCCGGGCUCGGCUGGAAAUACCCCUAGCAGCGAGGUGCAAUGCCGGGUGGGGGGCCGCAUCCCUUCCCCGGGAAGUCCCCGUGGUUCCCCCCGCCGGCAGGCGCGGGGGAAGCCCCCGGCGCCCGCCGCCCCGGGAAGGUCUGACGCCGCGGUGGCCGGCGCGGGGGAGCGGCCCGGAGCGGGGGCGGCGCGUGCCGGCCGGCGCCCCGUGCCAGCCGCGGGCCGGACGCCUCCCGCGGAGGCUGGGGGGUCGCGAAGCCUACGGGCUGUUUCCCCCCCUCCCCCGGCCUCUCCGGGGGCGGCCGCCCCUCACCCGCCGCUCCACUGCUUCCCGCAGCCCCAGUGACAGACGGUGCCGCCGUCCCGCAGUGCCCGCCGCGGCCUCGGAAGACCCAGCCCACACCCGCUGAUGAGCUCCAUGAACCCCAUGAAACCCUCGCUGCCGCCUGCGCCCCACGGGUGGGCGCCGGGGCAGCGUCCCUCCAUCCACCCAAGCAUCCAUUACCCUCCAUCCCUGCAUUCUUUCAUCCAUGCAUCCAUGCAUCCAUCCUCGUGACUGUUCCUCCAUCCUUUCCAUUCUUCAUCUCUCCAUUUCCUCACUCCCUCCAUCCCCCAGUCCCCUCUGUCCCUCCAUCCCUCUGUCCUUCAUCUUCAUUAAUUUGUUUUUCUUUCUAGUGAUGGUUCAUUUGCAUACGAGGCUGUUCCUUGGCAACCAAACACCAAUCAGCCGCCGGGAUCCCUCUCCGUGGUAACCACUGUCUGGGGUGUCAGCAACCCCUCCCAGAACCAGGUUUUUGGCAGCCCCAUGGGCCCUGGGGGGAGCAGCUCCAGCACCCCGUUGCUGCCUGGCAUGGCAAGCACCGGCUCGGGCGUGAGCUCACCACCGUUCCUGCCACAGCAGCCCUUUGCUGAGGGGGCACCAGGGAAGGGCUACAAUGGUGGCCCGAGUGGCCCCGGAGGGAUGGGGCUCCCCUCGCACGCCAGCCGGGCCACUGCUGAUUUCACCCAGGCUGCAGCUGCUGCUGCUGUGGCCGCAGCUGCUGCCACAGCCACGGCCACGGCCACAGCCACAGUGGCAGCGCUGCAGGAGAAACAGAGCCAGGAGCUGAGCCAGUACGGUGCGGUAAGAGUCUGACUGAGGCAAGAACGGGGGAUCUGACAGCCCCUCCUGCCCUGCCAUGACCUCUCUCUCUUCAUUGCUGCAGAUGGGCACAGGGCAGUCUUUCAGCAGCCCGUUCCUGCCUCAUGCCGGGCCUCGUGGCCCCAACAGCAUGAGCCCGGCUGGCAUGGCAGGUGUUGUUGCCCCCUCUGGUGUCUCCCCUGUGAGCAUGAGCCCAGUGCGGGCACCCGGCACUGGCCCGCUUUAUGGUGGGCAGCGAGUGCCUCAGCACACCUACCCUGGCUCUCCCCAGAGCCAGCAGCUGCCCCGCCAGGGCCUCAAGCGGGCAUACUCCAAUGAGGGGUACCCAGCACAGCAGUACCUCCAGGGCGGGCAGUACGCUGCAGCUGGUGCCCAGUAUGCCCCCAGCGCCCCCCAGUCCUCCGCUCCGUCCCCCUCAUACCCUGGCCACAGGCUGCAGCAGAGCAUGGGCCAGUACCUCUCCGCUUCAGGCAGUGGUGGACCCUAUUACAAGCCAGCUGACCAGUUCAACGGGCAGAGCGCCAGUUUCAGCACCUACAGCCAAGCAGCCAUCAAUGGGCCGGGCCGGUCGCUGCCGGGGUACCCCAGCUCGCCGCUGGCCGGGAACCCCACACCGCCCAUGACGCCAGGCAGUGGCAUCCCCACCUAUGCAUCCCCCGGUCAGGAUGUCAAGUCACCCUUCUUGGCAGACAUGAAGCCCAGCGUUGCCCCCCUGCACCCAUCCUCUUCGGGGCCGGCCCCCGGCGAGGAGUUGCGAUUGACCUUCCCGGUGCGGGACGGCGUGGUGUUGGAGCCCUUCCGCCUGCAGCACAACUUGGCUGUCAGCAACCACGUCUUUCAGCUCCGUGACUCUGUCUACAAGACCCUCAUGAUGAGGCCUGACCUGGAGCUGCAGUUCAAGUGCUACCACCAUGAGGACCGGCAGAUGAACACCAACUGGCCGGCCUCCGUGCAGGUGAGCGUCAAUGCCACGCCACUCACUAUUGAGCGUGGUGACAACAAGACCUCCCACAAGCCGCUCUACCUGAAGCACGUCUGCCAGCCCGGCAGAAACACUAUCCAGAUCACUGUCACCGCCUGCUGCUGUUCCCACCUGUUCGUCCUGCAGCUGGUGCAUCGGCCCUCGGUGCGCUCGGUGCUGCAGGGGCUUAUCAAAAAGCGCCUGCUCCCCGCUGAGCACUGCAUCACCAAAAUCAAGCGCAAUUUCAGCAGUGGGACCAUCCCGGGGACACCAGGGCCGAAUGGUGAGGACGGCGUGGAGCAGACGGCCAUCAAGGUGUCCCUCAAGUGCCCUAUCACCUUCCGGAGGAUCCAGCUUCCAGCUAGGGGUCAUGACUGCCGGCACAUACAGUGCUUCGACCUGGAGUCAUACCUGCAGCUCAACUGUGAGAGGGGGACAUGGCGGUGUCCUGUCUGCAAUAAGACAGCCCUGCUGGAGGGGCUGGAGGUUGACCAAUACAUGCUGGGCAUCCUGAUCUACAUCCAGAAUUCGGAGUAUGAGGAGAUCACCAUCGACCCGACCUGCAGCUGGAAACCCGUCCCUGUCAAACCUGAUGUCCACAUCAAGGAGGAACCGGAGGGGCCAGCACUGAAGCGGUGCCGGACACUCAGUCCUGCGCACAUGGUGCUGCCCAACAUCAUGGAGAUGAUCGCGGCCCUGGGGCCUGGCUCCGUGCCCUUCCCGGCAUUGUCACAACCUCCAGCGGGGGCUGCCACCGACUAUGGCACCCCGGGUACGGGGGGACCCAUGGGGGACAGGACCGAACACCAUCCCUCCGUGUGUGUGCCCCAAUUUUCCCCGUUUCCCGUCACAGGUUCCAGCUUUCUGGGUCCUGGGGGCUUCCCUGAGCCUUUCACGGCUCCUGGCGUCCCUGGCACCUCAACGCUGAGUGACUUCACACCAGGCCCCCCCUCCAUCUCCUACCAGCCCAACAUUCCAGGUGGCCUUCUGGCCACUGAGAAGCCUCCUGUGCCCCCUCUGCCUGCACAGCUUCCCCCACCAGGACGAAUGGAGCCAUCUCACCCCGCAGUGCAGACAGGGCUGCACAACACUCCCUCGGGCGGCCAGCCGGCCUCCACGUUGCACUCCCGGAGCGCAGUGGCACGGCAACCCCUGGGACCCCCGGCCCACUCUGCUGACCUCAUCUUCCCCCCCACACCCAGUAUGGCCAUGGCAGGUGAUGGCUCAGAGCCUACCCUCGACCUCCUGCCUGAGCUGACGAAUCCUGACGAGCUGCUCUCCUACCUGGGGCCCCCUGACCUCCCCAGCAGCAGCAAUGAUGACCUCCUCUCUCUCUUCGAGAAUAACUGAGCCAUCCUCGCUCCCUCCUGGGGCUGGGGGGCAGCACUGUGUGCCCCUGCCCGCUGCAGAGCUGGGACCCUCCACAGCGGGGGCUUUCUCAAAGGGCUGCGAUGGGACAGAGGGGCUGAGCCCCCCCAGAAGCACAAGGCUGUACAUAGUGUAGAAACACUACUGCUCCCCUGAGACUCCCCAUAUUUAAAGGCAAGUGCAUCACUGCGGGGCUGCCCGUGCCCCCCUGUCAAUGUGCAAAUGCUGCUGCCCCUUAUACCGCACGGGUCUGGCGUGGGGUGCGGAGCUCAGCUCCCAGUACCCCCGCGCAGCGUUGCCCUGUAUGUCCCCGAUGGCUAUUAAAGGAUCCUUCUGCAGGGUCAUGUGUGUACCCCUCCAUCUUUUGUCAUCCCGCUGUGGGGCUGGGCCCGCGACCCCUCUCCGGGCAAGCAGGGGGGAUCCUCGGUUGGCGGGGGGAUCCAGCGCUCUCUCCGGGCUCAGCCGAGUAGCGAGGGAAUCCUGCCCUAUCAUCGGACGUGUGGCGUCAAUCAUUAACCGGGCCCGGCCGGGCGGUGCUGCAGUCUCGACGGCGGAGGAGGAGAGUCGGGUGUCUCCCCACGUCGGGCGGUAGGCUGCCAGGGCUGGGCCGCAGCUCGGGCAGCUCCAAGCCCCGCAUGCCUUGAUUCGGCCGCAUCCCCGCCGUCCCCCCGGAAAAGUCCCGCACGGCGGCCCACCGCCGCACCCGCCUCUCCUACGGCGGUUCCGCUCCC